UUAUGUUUUGGUUUGCAAAAUCUCUAAGAAAAGGAAAACUAAUCAGAAUUACAAGAAAUGCUAACAUGUCAAAGGUGCCGAAAGUUGCGCUCAAUUUGAAGCAGUUUAUGCUGCGACAGGAAGUGCUGAAGCUAUACCGGGACAUCUUUCGCACCAUUCGCCAAGUGCCGGACAAGCACAGCCAGGCGGAGCUGAAGGCGUGGGCACGGCACGACUUCCAAAUUAACCGCUCCCAGAAUGACGAGGUGGCCAUCAAGAUGCUGAUGCAGCACGGCCGACGGAGCCUGACUGAGCUGAAGACCAGCCUGCAGCUGAGCGGAGUGAGCGAGGAGAAGUGAGGAAAAUGCCUGUUGACUUUAUUUGUUUGAGCUCGACAACAAUACGAAAAUAAAUACGAGGUAAAACUAA
Drosophila guanche is the source of this 408-nucleotide messenger RNA. RefSeq names its product LYR motif-containing protein 2. The record is from RefSeq and is a predicted model, not a curated record. Gene Ontology annotation, cellular component: mitochondrion. Lineage: Eukaryota; Metazoa; Arthropoda; Insecta; Diptera; Drosophilidae. The transcript has 2 exons. Bases 3 to 338 code for a protein of 111 amino acids.